AUGAUCUCCGCACUUCUACCUCACUUUUUAAUGGUUGACUUCAACCUAUCUCUUUCAGAGCAGCGGACUCGCUCAGCAGCGCGCGCCUUCGCAGCUGCACAUCUUGCGCCCGCGAAGGAAACAUACGCAACGCUUCCAACGCAAGAGGAUCGUUUUCGCUCGCUUAAACCAAUCUACGAGGCCGCAGUGGGAGCUGGCCUUAUAAAAGGACAGAUCCCCGCCGCCGUAGGUGGGGGCAGCAAGAGCCUUGUUGAAGCGGCGAUACUAGUCGAGGAGUUCUAUGCCGUCGAGGCAUCGGCAUCUCUGACGAUCUUCGGGACAGGACUAGGAUUGACACCGUUGGCACUGGCGUAUAGGCCAGAAAUAAAAGAGUUUCUGGACCCAUUUCUUUCGGGAACUGGGGCGCCGUUGGCAUCAUUGGUCUUUUCAGAGCCCGGUGGAGUGGCGAACUGGCUUGAGCCUGGGGCGCCGGGGUUGCAGACGACUGCGUAUCGCGAUGGAGAUGAAUGGGUGCUAAAUGGGGAGAAGAUGUGGGCCACCAGCUCUGCGGGCUGGGAUUACAAGGGCCCGGACCUGAGCUGCGUUGUCUGUCGAUGUGUCAAUGAAGACAUCGUGAAGCGGGCAUUUUCUCCACGCGACGUUAUCAUGGUCUUGCUCGUGACUCGUAAUGAUAUUGAGCGCAGCGGGCCAGAAAGCUUUCGGGUUGUCAAGGAUAUUGAGACCGCCGGGCACAAGGCGGUUUCUGGGCCGCAUAUCAAGUAUACGAAUAUACGCGUCCCUGCAAAGAAUGUCCUCUGCACUCCUGGAACUGGAGCCGAGAUUAUCACUCACACCUUCGAGAUAUCCGAGACAGCCAUGCUUGUCGGCGCCAUGGGCGUAGGAAUCCAGCGAGCCGUCUUCGAUGCGGCACUAGCAUUUUCGCGGCAUACUAGAGGGGGCACAGUCCCUAUCGGCCAACGUCAGUCUGUUGGCGAUCUGCUGAUCAACAUCAAAACGCGCACUGAGACCUCGCGGUUUCUCACCUGGAAGGCAGCGCACUGUCUUAUUUCAGGACCAGGAGAACAUUCCGAGCGCCGCGAACACGCACUCCUGGCCAAGGUCCAUUGCGCCGAAGCGGCGGUGCAGUCUUGUCUGGAUGCAAUCAAUGCUGUUGGAGUGUCUGCGUAUGAUUCAGGGCUUCCCUUCCCGGACUUGCUCUCUACAGCGUUGGUUUUGCCGAUCUUCGACGGCGGCAAUGUUGGAAUGCGCAGGCGGGCGUUGCAGGAGCUGAUCAUGGCGGACGGUUAUCAGCCGUGGAUGGCGAGCUUUGGAGCUGAAUCUGGGCAGCAGUGAGCGUGUAGAUUCAAGCCAACAAUAUGAUAUAUUGAUUCUCUCAA
Aspergillus nidulans FGSC A4 is the source of this 1376-nucleotide messenger RNA. Its product is annotated as acyl-CoA dehydrogenase family protein. The record is from RefSeq and is a predicted model, not a curated record. Lineage: Eukaryota; Fungi; Ascomycota; Eurotiomycetes; Eurotiales; Aspergillaceae. Bases 1 to 1332 code for a protein of 443 amino acids. The transcript has 7 exons. Gene Ontology annotation, molecular function: flavin adenine dinucleotide binding; oxidoreductase activity, acting on the CH-CH group of donors.